Messenger RNA from Gallus gallus (chicken), 1503 nucleotides. It is a transcript of the gene TMEM119, whose product is annotated as transmembrane protein 119. Lineage: Eukaryota; Metazoa; Chordata; Aves; Galliformes; Phasianidae. The record is from RefSeq and is a predicted model, not a curated record. Gene Ontology annotation, biological process: positive regulation of osteoblast proliferation; ossification; positive regulation of bone mineralization. The transcript is spliced from 2 exons. Gene Ontology annotation, cellular component: plasma membrane. Bases 68 to 775 code for a protein of 235 amino acids.
AGGGCUUGGUGCGGACAGGCAGAGAAGCACAGGACAGACAGACAGACACGCGGUGCCAGUGAGGGUGAUGGCGGUGCAGCUGCCUGCGUGCCUUCUGUUGGUGUUUCUGGUGGCCCCGGUGCACUUGGCAGCCCCACGGCACGUGGCCGUGUUCCACGAGCCCAGUGGUGGCAGUGGGGAUGGAGAGGAGGCCUCUGCUUUGCCCCCUGCCCAACCCGUGACUCCGGGGAGCGGCCCCACAGUAGGGGACACAGUGGGGACGGCCGUCACCAACAGCUCAGCUCCGGGCAAUGUCUUGGAUGGGUUGGUGGCUUUCUUCAAGGAGUACAUGCUGCUGGUGGUGGUGGUGGGCUCGUUGGCCUUCGUCUUGCUCUUCAUCAUCUGCGCCGCCGUCAUCGUGCGGCAGAAGCACAAGGCCUCCGCCUACUACCCAUCCUCCUUCCCCAAAAAGAAGUACGUGGACCAACGGGACAAGACCGGAGGGCCUCGGGACUUCAGCGAGGUGCCGGAGAAGGCUCCAGACCCCGACGCUGAGGAGCCCCUGGACUGUGGCCGACAGCUGCAGGCUGACAUCUUGGCCGCGGCCCAGAACCUCAAAUCUCCCCAUAAAGCGCCAUUGGCCAACGGGGCCCAGGGAGAGCGUGAGGGCGGGGAGGAAGAAGGCAGCGAGCACCCCGUUGAGCCCCCUCCCCAGAAUCAAGAUGCUGAAGGAGUGGGGCCGGAGGCAACAAGCGCAGAGGGCAAGGAGACCCAAGACGGCUCUCCCAGCACCUAGUGCCAACCAUGGACUCGGAGCCGGGCUCCUGGCAGCCCUGCUCACCGCCCACCCGAACGUGGAGGCUCGAGGGAGCCCCGAUGAAGCCCCAGUCCCCCUCCUUCACCUCCCCCUGACCCCAUGCAGCCAUGAGAGGCCAUUUUUGAGCCGCGCUUUGGGCUGUUGUGGUGCUCAGUGCAGCCAAACCCAUCGCUUGUGCUCUCUCCAUGGGUGCUUUCCUUGGAUCCCCCCAGAAAACAAAGAGAAAAGCCCAGGCUGGGUCUCCCCACCCUCCUUGCACAGCUUUCUCGCAGAUGUUAUUUUUGCUCAUUAUCGCAUCCUGGCCCCCACCCAGGCAACGGGGCAUGGAGGAACCAUGACCCAUGACUUCAUGACCUGCUGGUAGUUCAGACCUUCUGUGGUGGCAUGGAGACAUUGCAGACCCCUUGGAUGGGGGAGGGGGAUAUGCUGCUCCCAUCCCCCUUUUCCAGCACCCCCCCCCCCUGCAGUGCCUGGUGGAGGUUGGAGGUGUUUUGGACGUGUUUGGAUGAGAAAAAGAAGGGAAAACCUUAGCUAACCUUAGCAGGAGGGAAGAGGAUGCAGUGACGAUGCCCCCAUCCUUUUGUUUGUAUGCCCUGAAUGUCACAGACCCCUCGGAAAGCACAGUGAACGGAGCUCAGAGAGGAGCUGGAGUUUUGCCUUAUUUUCUUAACCCCCUUUGCUAUGAAUAAAGACAUCUACUACGCACA